Messenger RNA from Zonotrichia leucophrys gambelii, 2508 nucleotides. RefSeq names its product kelch like family member 3 (gene KLHL3). Gene Ontology annotation, molecular function: protein binding. The transcript has 15 exons. NCBI's taxonomy places the organism in Eukaryota, Metazoa, Chordata, Aves, Passeriformes, Passerellidae. Bases 136 to 1896 code for a protein of 586 amino acids. The record is from RefSeq and is a predicted model, not a curated record.
CGGUGCGGAGCGGAGCGGGGCGCGCCCGGCACGCAGCGCUCAGCGCUCCCGCAGGAAGCGGCCCGCGGCGGGGGCGGCCGCUCGCAGCCAUGCCGGGCCCGGGGCGCUGAGCCGGCCCCGCCGCCGCCCCGCACAAUGGAGGAGGAGAGCAUUAAGCAGAGUUCCCGUUCCUCUGAGGCAGCUGAAGAUGAAAAGGACCAGAGGACAGUGACAGUCAAUCCCUCUCACAUGAGAAAGGCUUUCAAGGUCAUGAAUGAAUUACGGAGCAAGCGGCUCCUGUGCGAUGUGGUGAUUGUGGCCGAGACCGUGGAGAUGGAAGCUCACCGGGUGGUGCUGGCAGCCUGCAGCCCCUAUUUCUGUGCCAUGUUUACAGGAGACAUGUCUGAAAGCAAGGCCAAGAAGAUUGAGAUCAAGGACGUGGACGGGCAGACCCUGAGGAAGCUGAUUGAUUACAUCUACACGGCAGAGAUCGAGGUCACCGAGGAGAACGUGCAGGUUUUGCUGCCAGCUGCCAGUUUACUGCAACUGAUGGACGUCAGAAAGAACUGCUGUGACUUCCUGCAGUCCCAGCUGCACCCCACCAACUGCCUUGGCAUCCGCGCCUUUGCCGACGUGCACGCCUGCAGCGAGCUGCUGCAGCAGGCCAACGCCUACGCAGAGCAGCACUUCCCUGAGGUGAUGCUAGGAGAAGAAUUUCUUAGCCUUAGUCUGGACCAGGUUUGCAGUUUAAUAUCAAGUGACAAGCUCACAGUCUCCUCUGAAGAAAAGGUGUUUGAAGCAGUUAUCUCUUGGAUCAAUUAUGAGAAGGAAUCUCGCUUGGAGCACAUGGCUAAGCUGAUGGAGCACGUUCGCCUGCCCCUUUUGCCCAGGGAUUACCUGGUACAGACAGUCGAAGAAGAAGCUUUAAUCAAGAAUAACAACACCUGUAAAGACUUCCUUAUUGAAGCCAUGAAAUAUCAUUUGCUUCCUCUGGAUCAAAGGCAACUAAUAAAGAAUCCCAGGACAAAGCCAAGGACCCCCGUUAGCUUGCCAAAGGUGAUGAUUGUGGUGGGUGGGCAAGCACCCAAAGCCAUUCGCAGUGUGGAGUGCUAUGACUUUGAGGAGGAGCGGUGGGAUCAGGUUGCUGAGCUUCCCUCACGGAGAUGCAGAGCAGGCGUGGUGUUCAUGGCUGGCAGUGUCUAUGCCGUGGGGGGCUUCAAUGGCUCGCUGCGGGUGCGCACGGUGGACGUGUACGACGGCGCCAAGGACCAGUGGACGUCCAUCGCCAGCAUGCAGGAGCGGCGCAGCACGCUGGGCGCUGCCGUGCUCAACGACCUCCUCUACGCCGUGGGAGGCUUUGAUGGCAGCACUGGUCUGGCAUCAGUUGAGGCCUAUAGCUAUAAAACCAAUGAGUGGUUUUUUGUGGCUCCCAUGAACACAAGAAGAAGCAGUGUUGGAGUUGGAGUUGUGGAGGGGAAGCUGUACGCCGUGGGCGGCUACGACGGCGCGUCGCGGCAGUGCCUGAGCACGGUGGAGCAGUACAACCCUGCCACCAACGAGUGGACCUACGUGGCUGACAUGAGCACGCGGCGCAGCGGGGCAGGUGUUGGUGUGCUCAGUGGGCUGCUCUACGCCACCGGGGGCCAUGACGGGCCCUUGGUGAGGAAGAGUGUGGAAGUCUACGACCCAGGGACAAACACCUGGAAGCAAGUAGCAGACAUGAACAUGUGCAGAAGAAAUGCAGGGGUGUGUGCUGUGAAUGGUCUCCUCUACGUGGUGGGAGGCGAUGAUGGUUCCUGCAACCUGGCCUCGGUGGAGUACUACAACCCCAGCACAGACAAGUGGACGUUGUUGCCAACCAGCAUGAGCACAGGGAGGAGUUAUGCAGGUGUGGCUGUGAUUCACAAACCCUUGUGACACACGAUCAAGCCAAUGUGAGGAGCAGAAGUGAAGUGGAUCCAGCUAGGUGGUGUUGGGAAGAUGACUGACUUCUGACUUGACCCAUCUCAUUGCUGUUAAUGUCUUAGCAUGACAAGUGAUACGUUGCAAGCAUCAUCCACUCUGCAGUGGAUUGCAUAGCCAAGUGAAAAUCCCUCUGGGGACGUGUUCCAUGCUAGACACGAGGUGUUGCUUGUUAUCUGUGGUGCAAUCAGCUGUUCUUCUCGAUGGCAUGUGUCCUGAGAUAAACACUGUGCUUGGACUGCAGGCACGGGAUUUUUUGUGUGAAACAAAACUGCUACGUUUGGGCAUGUGAGUAAAAACGAACGUUUCUGGAUUUCUUCCCUACUGAUGCUCCGUGCACAUUGCUGGUUGAACUACUUACUCACUGUGCCUGGAGGGUGGACUUUAAUACUGGCAGGGGAAACUCCUGAGUUCCAGCUGAGAAAAAACAGCAGAAAUGGACUGGAACAGGGUGGUCUGGCUCGAGUGUGACGCUGUCUCAGCCGUACGUUUGUACAUGCCACUGGACUGCUGUGUGUAUCCCUGAAAUGCUUGUGGAAAUAAACACCAUGUGGUUUUUCUACUUGC